UUUGGCCAGCCUGUAAAACUUUAUGUUCUAUAAUAAGUGUUCCAUGUUCAAAUAAAACAAGUGAAACAAUAAUUAAUGACCAUAGUUUUUAUUUGAAGAAUGGAAGAACAAGAAGAAAAGAUAUGUUUAGAAGAGCAAUUUAUUCUUCGGCUUCCAAUGGAACAAGCACAAAAAGUUAGAAAACUCUUACAUAGCAAACCAAGAAAAAUAAAAAAAUUAAUGAACAUUUCCCUGGAUCCAGAUAGUCUCAAAUUAAUAGUUGAUAUAAAAAAAAUGAAACUUUUCGGUACUCUAAGAAAACUGCCCACUAUAAUAGAAUCUUACAAAACCAACAUUAACAACAACAAAUGUCUGUUGUUUAAAACUGCCGAUAUAUGCUAUAUAGCAGAAUGUGGAUAUGAAGAAAACACUACAAACCCGCGUCAUUUACAACAUGGUUAUUGCCCACCUUUAAAAAACUGCAAAAAGAAUCGAUUUAGGAAAACUUUAUAUAAUAAGGAUGUUGCAAUCGAAGCUGAAGCUUUAUCAAAAGAAUUACAUUUUUUGUUAGCUGCUGAUUUGGAUGCGGUGUCUUCUAGGUUCGAACUGAUCCAUUCUGAAAAUGAUGCUACCAAUAUGGAAAGGCAGAAUGAGAUUUUGUUUGGGAAGUUAUCCAGUGAUUCUUCGGAUGUAAGUAUUAUAGGUUUUUAUAAAAAAAAUUGUAACAAAUAAGGAAUAAGUAAGUGGAAAGGAUUCAUUGGUAUUAUUUUUAAAAAUUUUUUAUUCAGAUUUAUUACUACAGUAAAUUUAUAUCCAGGUAUGAUUUAAAAUGACUUUACACGUUUCCCAAAUAGAGUAAAAAUUGUUAAAUAUUUCGUUUAACAGAUUUAUUAAUAUAAAACGUCUUUAUAUGGUUCAGAGGCGUGUAACUAGAUCAGCAAUUGCUUGGUAGUACAUAAGUGGUUCAUUUUGUGCCAAAUUUUUUACAAAUUCACGAUUUUUAUACCAAAAGAAGGUAGUUUCUGAGACAAACAAUUUUUUUUGCUUUUGGAAGUCUCAUAUCUUUUACUAAAUCUUUCAGGCUUGUAAAAAUCGUUGUGGAAAGUUUUGACCUAACCAAGAACUUGAAGGAGUUUUCAAUAUCUUCCUUUUUUUAGUACUUUGAUCCACUAUAAUGUGGAUUGAGAGCCAAUUUAUAUGAUAAUUGUCAACAGUUCAUUAGGAGCAAAUGGUUUGAUGGUUGUAACUUGUUUCGGGGUUCUUUACAUUGUGUUGAAUGUUUUGAACUUUCCAACUCCUCUCUACAGCUGGGAGUUUGUGAAAAGACUCUAAUUAUGUGUUGGUGGUAGGUCAAAUCUUGAUUUUAUCGUACUUUUCUCUGCCAAUGUUACAGAAUAUUUUUUUAAACCAUACAAAUGAAGCAGAAACUUCUCUUUAGCAGUUCCCAAGUCUUCAAGAGUUUUGCCCAACUUUGAACUCCGAACAAAUAUAAUUAAAUUUUUAUCGGAACCCGCAGUUACAACUUUGGAGCUGCUAUUAUUUUCUUUUAUGUCUGUAUGUUCAACGUCAUUGUCUUCUUCAGCUGUUACAACUUUUAAUCCUUGUGUUCUGAUGCCAAAGCAAAAAAGUAGUAGUGGUAGUUAGUUGUGAAUUGACCCCAAUCUUUUCAUUAAAAAAAAUAGAGGUUAGGGUUAGGUGCAGCUUUGAGAAGCACUAAUCUUCUUCGUUAUGGAACUAUCACCUCAGAAUAAAUAGUACUAUGGGGUAUCGUUAUAUGUCUUAACUUUGCAUUUUCUUAUUUUAGAACGAAAGUACCAAUUAAACAGUUUCAAAUCAAAGUAUUUGGUCUGUAUUAUUUAGUGCCUUUAUUAUUUGUACAUUUGAUUGGAUAAAAAGUGAUAUUUGUAUAUAAAAUACAUUCGCAAAAUUACGCAUUUCUUUAAAGACCGUUAUGGGGACAACUGGUACUUUGAUUACAGUUAAUUUAGUGAAUGUAUAAUUCCAAGAAUGUGUAUUUGUUGAUUCAAAUAAAUUUAAACGAUUUAAGAAAA
Molecule: messenger RNA, 2030 nt
Organism: Diorhabda carinulata
Lineage: Eukaryota; Metazoa; Arthropoda; Insecta; Coleoptera; Chrysomelidae
Product: transcription initiation factor TFIID subunit 7-like
Exons: 4
Coding region: 100-711 (203 amino acids)
Biological process (GO): transcription initiation at RNA polymerase II promoter; RNA polymerase II preinitiation complex assembly
Cellular component (GO): transcription factor TFIID complex
Molecular function (GO): RNA polymerase II general transcription initiation factor activity
Source: RefSeq, a predicted model, not a curated record